AUGAUUCGAAUAAUUAAACGAGGUAUUUCGUUAAAAUAUCGUAAUAGUAGUAGGGAAAUUCAACACAAUGUAAAACGAUGUGUUGCCACUCAGAUUUCAAAGUCGGAUGUUUUGUUUCCUGAGAGGGUAGAUUUUCCUUCUCGCCAUAUCGGACCCAGGGAUCAGGAUGUAGUGACUAUGCUGGAUCUCUUAGGCUAUAAGAGUUUAGACCAACUAACAAAUGAUGCUGUGCCUAAGAAAAUCCAGUUAGAAGGUCUUAUGAACAUCUCGGAACCAAUGAGCGAAUAUGAUCUUAUUGAAAGAAUUCGUAAAAUAGCAGAAACAAAUCAAAUAUGGCGUUCCUACAUUGGUAUGGGAUAUCAUAAUUGUUGUGUGCCGCAUUCUAUAAUGAGAAACAUGUUUGAGAACCCUGGAUGGACUACACAGUACACUCCGUAUCAACCCGAAGUGGCUCAAGGACGGUUAGAAGGUUUAUUAAACUAUCAAACAAUGGUCAGUGAUCUAACGGGAUUGGACGUUGCUAACGCGUCCCUUCUUGAUGAAGGGACUGCUGCAGCUGAGGCUUUGUCUUUAUGCCAUAGACAUAAUAGGAGGACAAAGUUUGUAGUAUCAGAACGACUGCAUCCGCAGACAUUAGCUGUUGUGCAAACUCGGUUGGAUGCGUUAGGACUAGAAGUUAUGGUAGUACCUGAUGUUCGACAAGCAGAUUUCGCACAACGAGACAUAUCUGCUGUAUUAUUACAAUGUCCAGAUACAAGAGGAUUGGUUUAUGAUUACUCAGGCUUAGCGGCAGCUGCACAGGAACAUGGGACUUUGGUGGUUGUUGCGACUGAUCUUCUAGCUAUGGCACUUCUACGACCCCCCGCAGAAUGUGGUGCUGCUUUAGCUGUUGGCACUUCACAGAGGUUAGGUGUUCCUCUUGGCUAUGGCGGACCUCAUGCUGGAUUUUUCGCAGCAGAACAUGCAUUAGUCCGUUUGAUGCCAGGUCGCAUGGUUGGCGUGACUAGGGACGCGGCUGGAAGAGAUGCUUAUAGACUAGCUCUCCAGACAAGGGAACAGCAUAUCCGAAGAGAUAAAGCUACAUCAAAUAUAUGUACAGCUCAGGCUCUGUUAGCUAAUAUGUCAGCCAUGUUCGCUGUUUAUCACGGGCCACAAGGUUUGAGGGACAUCGCGGUGCGAGUUCAUAACGCUACUCUGGUUCUCGAUGACGGAAUUCAAAAACGUGGUCAUAGGCAGUUGAACGACGUAUAUUUUGACACACUCUACAUCAUUCCAAGUGCGGAUCAUGAUGCAACUGCUAUAAAGGCAAGAGCUCAAGAAAAGAAAAUUAAUUUACGAUAUUUUGAUGAUGGAGCCGUCGGAGUAGCAUUAGAUGAAACCACUACAAUGGAAGACGUUGACGAUUUGCUAUGGAUAUUUGAUUGCCAGGGAGUUACUGAGGUGAUGAAGAGUGGUGAUGUUAAAUCAAGAAGUAUCUUAAAGGGUCCGUUUAGAAGAACUUCUCCAUACUUAACACAUCCUGUGUUCAAUAUGCAUCACUCAGAAACAAGAAUUGUAAGGUAUAUGAAGAGAUUGGAAAAUAAGGAUAUAUCAUUGGUUCACUCUAUGAUUCCUCUCGGUUCCUGUACUAUGAAGUUAAAUUCUACAACCGAAAUGAUGCCUUGUUCAUUUAAACAUUUUACUGACAUCCAUCCAUUCGCACCACUCGAGCAAUGCCAGGGCUACCACACACUUUUUGAAGAGCUUGCUAAGGAUUUGUGUGCUAUCACAGGUUACGAUCGUGUAUCUUUUCAACCGAACAGUGGAGCUCAAGGCGAAUAUGCUGGUCUAAGAACAAUCAAACGCUACCAUGAAUAUAGAGGUGAUACAGGGCGUAAUAUAUGUUUAAUACCUGUUAGUGCUCACGGUACAAAUCCAGCCUCGGCACACAUGGCCGGCAUGAGGGUCUGUGCGAUACGCGUCACACCCUCUGGAGAUAUUGAUAUGGCACAUCUUAAAGAUAUGGUGGAAGAACAUAGUGAAAAAUUAUCAUGUCUGAUGUUAACAUAUCCGAGUACAUUCGGUGUGUUUGAGGAACGCGCAGCUGACGUAUGCUCGCUCGUUCACCAACACGGUGGACAAGUCUAUUUAGAUGGCGCUAACAUGAAUGCACAGGUUGGACUUUGUCGUCCCGGAGACUAUGGUAGUGAUGUAUCCCAUUUGAAUUUACAUAAAACUUUCUGUAUACCACACGGCGGAGGUGGCCCUGGUAUGGGUCCUAUAGGAGUAAAAGCUCAUCUUGCUCCGUUUCUACCGUCACAUCCCGUGGUGAAUCCGUUAGCUGACUUGGGUGAAGAUGCCCAUAGUUUUGGCUCCGUCAGCGCAGCGCCAUUUGGUUCAUCUGCAAUAUUACCAAUAUCAUGGGCUUACAUUAAGAUGAUGGGCCCCAAAGGCUUAAAGAGAGCGACACAGGUCGCUAUUCUUAAUGCUAAUUAUAUGUCGCGAAGAUUAGAUGGUCAUUAUAAAACUUUGUACAAAGGCGAAAGAGGACUUGUUGCUCAUGAAUUCAUUAUAGAUGUCCGAGAUAUGAAGAAAACAGCUAAUAUUGAACCCGGAGAUAUUGCGAAACGUCUUAUGGACUUUGGUUUUCACGCACCUACAAUAUCUUGGCCGGUGGCUGGCACCCUUAUGAUUGAACCAACUGAAUCUGAAGACUUACAAGAGUUAGAUCGCUUCUGUGAAGCCCUUAUUGCUAUUAGGAAGGAAAUUAAAGAUAUUGAAGAUGGUCUUAUUGAUAAGAGAUUGAAUCCAGUAAAGAUGGCGCCACACACACAAGAAGAAGUAAUUACAGAAGAUUGGAAUCGUCCUUACACAAGAGAACAAGCCGCUUUUCCUGCGCCAUUUGUAAAAGGAGAAACAAAAAUUUGGCCUACGGUUAGUCGCAUCGACGAUAUGUACGGCGAUAAACAUCUUGUCUGCACGUGUCCUCCUGUAAUAGAUGACUUCUAA
Molecule: messenger RNA, 2988 nt
Organism: Danaus chrysippus (African queen)
Lineage: Eukaryota; Metazoa; Arthropoda; Insecta; Lepidoptera; Nymphalidae
Source: the annotation of a GenBank genome assembly